CAGAGCCUCCCUGCAAUGCGUCGUUCAGCGAGAUGGCUUUUGCAUCAGAAAGUUAGGCGCAGGAGGCGGGCUGAGGGCUCAGGUGUGUUUUUAUAGGCAGCUUGAAACUGGAGAAGAUGUGGGAGAUCUCUUAUGUGGACAUGUGAUAAGGUGGAGUACGAAAGGAAAGACUAUGCAACCAGACUUUCCAAGUUGGACUAAUGUAUGAAGGUAACCCUUGACUGUGCUGCACAAUGGCAGGCAAGCAAAGACAGCACUGGAGGUCCAUGUGCAAAAGUCUGGUUUUUGGUAUUUUAAUGACGUCCUGCAUAAUGCUGCUUUACUCUCUGUCCAUGCCGCAGGUGCCUCUGAACAUGCCUGAAGUUCCAGUGUCUUACUCCUGUGCCCAUCGCCCAUCCCAGCCGUCCAGCACACCAGAAAGGACGUGCACCCCCCAAGUGGACAUCAUGUUCAUGAAGACUCACAAAGCGGCGAGCAGCACCUUCCUCAACAUCCUGUUCCGCUUUGGACAGAAACAUCACCUGAGGUUCGCCUUCCCUGACAGCAGGAACGACUUCUUCUACCCCGCCUUUUUCCAGCGUUCCCACGUUAAAGACUACAAACCGGGAAUGUGCUUCAACAUCAUCUGUAACCACAUGCGCUUCAAUGCGGACGAGGUGGCCAAGCUGUUGCCUGUCGACACGUCUUACAUCACUAUCCUCAGAGACCCCGCAGAGCUUUUUGAGUCCUCCUUCCACUACUUCAGUCGGGUGGUGCCCUUAACUUGGAGGAUGCCAGGAGGGGACAAGCUGGCCGAGUUCCUCCGUGACCCCCAUUACUACUUUCACCCGGAAGGCUUUAACACAUUCUACCUCAAGAACCUGCUGUUCUUUGACUUUGGACAGGAAAAUAUGCUGGAGCUCGAUGAUCCGCGCGUAGACAAGGGGAUCCGAUCCAUCUCGGAGCGUUUCCAGUUGGUCAUGUUGAGGGAACACUUUGAGGAAUCUCUCAUUCUUCUCAAGGACGCGCUCUGUUGGGAGAUGGAGGACCUCCUCUUCUUCAAGCUCAACGCCCGCAACAGCUCAACCGUGUCAAAACUGACGCCCGACCUGAGAGCCAGGGCCCUGCAGUGGAAUGCUCUCGACUGGAAAUUGUACCAGCACUUCAACAAGACCUUCUGGGAGAAAGUAGACGCGUACGGACGGGGGCGCAUGGCGGAGGAUGUGGCGGAGCUCAGGCGGAGGAACGCGGAGAUGGCGGACGCAUGCAUCGAGGAAGGUCACGCUGUCGAUGCCGGCAGCAUCCAGGAGACGGACAUGCAGCCCUGGCAGCCCAUCGGAGAGAAAUCCAUCAUGGGAUACAACCUGAAGAAGAACAUAGACGAGGCCCAGAUGAAGCUGUGCCGUAAGAUGUUGAUGCCAGAGCUUCAGUACUUGACCGAGUUCGGCGUCAACCUCUGGGUCACCAAGCUGUGGGGACACAUCAGGUCCAUCAUCAACUGGUGAUGGGGCAUGACAACAAAUGGCAGGGACAGGUAGUGACUGAAGGGCUUUACAGUUAUGUCACAUCUUAUUUACCGGGGGGUGUGGUCAAAGUAGGCAGGUGAGGCAGAACUUCACUUUCAAAACAAAUAAUUCGUCAGAUGAAUAUUUUUUCAUUAAAUGUGUUUUCUGUAUGAUUACCAUUUUUUAAGAACCUUUUUCUUAAGUAAAAAAUCUCUAAAUUAGGUGGGAACCUUUUUCUUGGUUCUGUGAAAAUUGUAGAUUAUGGAGUUUUACCAACUCUUGGAAUGUCACUGUUAUACAUGAAAAAGAAAACACUUAAAAGGGAGCCUAGUUUGCAAAACCAA
This is a messenger RNA of Nerophis lumbriciformis (worm pipefish), 1828 nucleotides long. It is a transcript of the gene gal3st1a, whose product is annotated as galactose-3-O-sulfotransferase 1a. NCBI's taxonomy places the organism in Eukaryota, Metazoa, Chordata, Actinopteri, Syngnathiformes, Syngnathidae. Gene Ontology annotation, cellular component: membrane. Gene Ontology annotation, molecular function: galactosylceramide sulfotransferase activity. The record is from RefSeq and is a predicted model, not a curated record. Gene Ontology annotation, biological process: galactosylceramide biosynthetic process; myelination.